CGGGCCUUAGUAUCCGGAGCAGCUGCUACUUUAGACUCGCCGGUGCUGCCGGAGGGAGACCAGAGCCGAGAAGGACCGGGCAGGGGAAAGGGCGCAGGAGGGAGAGCGGGCGCGCAUGCCAGUCGGGACCCUUGGACGGCGGGUUCCCAGGAGGAGGAAGACCUGGCGCGACUCCUCGUCGUCCGCAGCGGCAGCCCCCAUGGCGACCAGAGGACUUUAAAGGAGUUCGGGGGCUUUGGCAGGAUCUGGGCGAUUCCGGAUCCGGCGAUUCUUGCUCUCGCCUCGCCCUGUCAUUGAUGGGAAAUCAACUGGAUCGCAUCACGCACCUGAAUUACAGCGAGUUGCCGACCGGGGACCCCUCUGGCAUCGAGAAGGACGAGCUGCGCGUCGGGGUGGCUUACUUCUUCUCGGAUGAGGAAGAGGACCUGGACGAGCGAGGAGGGCAGCCGGACAAGUACAGCGUGAAAGGCUCCAGCAGCCCGGUCCAAGAGACCCCCACCCACCACCACCACCAUCACCACCACCACCACCACCCUCCGCAGCUGGUGCUGAGCGAGACCCAGUUCUCCGCCUUCCGCGGCCAGGAAUGCAUCUUCUCCAAGGUGAGCGGAGACCCCCAGGCUGGGGAUUUGAGCGUCUACCCCGUGGCGGCCCUGCCUGCCUUGUGCAAGCCGGGCGACCUGCUAGAGCUGCUGUACUUGGGGCCGUCCGACCACCCUCCUCCUCCGCCACACUGGGCAGUCUAUGUGGGCAGCGGGCAAAUCAUCCACUUGCACCAGGGCCAGAUUCGCCAGGACAGCUUGUACGAGGCGGCCGCUGGCAACGUGGGCCGGGUGGUGAGUAGCUGGUACCGGUACCGCCCCCUGGUGGCGGAGCUGGUGGUGCAGAACGCCUGCGGUCACCUGGGCUUAAAGAGCCAAGAGAUCUGCUGGACGAACUCGGAGAGCUUCGCCGCCUGGUGCCGCUUCGGCAAACGGGAGUUCAAAGCCGGCGGCGAGCUCCCGCCGCCCUCGGGCUCCCAGCCCCGGGAGCAGCAGUACUAUCUCAAGAUCCACCUGGCCGACAACCAGGUGCACACGUUGCGCUUCCAGAGCCUCGAGGACCUAAUCAGGGAGAAGCGCAGGAUCGACGCCAGCGGCAAACUGAGAGUGAUCAAAGAGCUGGCCAUCGUGGAUGGCAAAGAGUGAAAAGGGGCGCCCGCCUUGCUGAGGGGCGCCUGGGUGGGUGGGGAUCACAGAAGGGAGAGGCCAGCUCUGGUCCAGCCGGCGUGCACCACCCGGACUCGUUACCUCGCCACGUGGGUGGCCGCCCUCUUUCUCUCUCGCUACCCCCCGCCCCACUUUCCCUUUCCGUUCUGUUCCAUCGAGGGGAAAAACCAUGGCAACAUUCCAAGCGAAACCAGCGCCGCUCCUCCCGCUCUCAUUGGCCAGUCCUCGGUUCGCCUCCGACUAACAGGAUCACACUAGUGAUAUCUAUCGAAGACGAGGAUGCGGGCGGCAGAAAAGCGGGCGGGGGGUGGGAGGGAGGAGCGAUGCAGUUAGCAAAAGUAUGCGGACAAAGUCACUCCUGGCUAUCGAUGUUGAUCAUAGCUCCCAGUGUGCUUAAUAAAAUCUCAAAUUGAUUUUUCUCCCCCUUUUUAAAAAAGCGUUCAUGACUUUAAUCCAUGAGUGAGAAGGGUGGCUGAGAUUUUUUAUAUAUAUUUAUUUUAUUGAUAAGCAGAUGCUAGAGUCCUUGGUUAUCUUACUGAUUUCCUAGGGUUUGAUGGUUGACUCAAGGUGUGUGUGUUUUUUCCCUCCAAGGUGAUUUAACAGUGGUUCUGGGCAUGGUGCGUUUACUCAGGAGUAAACCCCCACUGAGCUCCCUGGGAUUUGCUCUGAAGUGUGCAUAGUCUCAUUAAACACAGUGGGACUUACUUCUGAGUAAGCAUAUGCAAAUAUGUACUAUAUGGCUGUCAUCCUGUGCUCAAAUCAUCUGUGACUAAGCCUGGAUUCAAACUCAGUGAGACUUGCUAUUUAACCUUUGUUCAACUCUCUUUAACACCGUCAACCACCCUAUAGUUAUUGGUGUUUUGUUUUUAAAAGGGGGGUGUAAUUCAACCCUUCCUUUCCUGCUUUUAGUGGAUGCUCAUGGGUGAAGUAGAGAUUCUAAUUUGUAUUAAUGACUGUGAGAGUACAGAGCCAAGUGGUGCUAUUUACUCCAGUUUAAUUAAUAUGAUAUUCAAGGGUGUCAUUCUGUGUCAGAUUAUUGGACCAAGCAAGGAAGGAGCGAGGGUUGAGUUUCAUGCUGAAAGCUGUAGCUCUUCCUUGGUGGCCAGCCAUCCAACCAGUGCUACACUUACAGGGAAGGAAGAGGAGCAGAGAGAAACCAGCUCAAUGCCUUUACCUUUUUAGGAUCCACCCCAUUCCACUUACUGGUUUGAAGAGGCUGUGGGAGGAUGCUUUAAUGAAGAACAAGGCUAUUAUUGUUUCUUUAUUGCCCACAAGAAGCUGAAAGUUGUGUGAGUGGUUCUCUCCCUAAUCCCUUAAUCCCCACAACAACUCUGAGAUUAGUUAGGCUGAGAGACAGUGACUGGCCCAAGGUCACCCAGUGAGUGGGGAUUUGAACCCUGGUCUCCCAGAUCCUAGGGACGCGGGUGGCACUGUGGGUUAAACUACAGAGCUUAGGGCUUGCCGAUCAGAAGAUUGUUGGUUCGAAUCCCUGUGACGGGGUGAGCUCCCGUUGCUCAGUCCCAGCUCCUGCCAACCUAGCAGUUCGAAAGCGCCUCAAAGUGCAAGUAGAUAAAUAGGUGCCGCUACAGUGGGAAGGUAAACGGCGUUUCUAUGUGCUGCUCUGGCUCACCAGGUAUCUUUGUCAUGCUGGCCACAUGACCUGGAAGCUGUAUGUCGGCUCCCUCAGCCAAUAACGCGAGAUGAGCGCCGCAACCCCAGAGUCGGUCACGGCUGGACCUAAUGGUCAGGGGUCCCUUUACCUUUACCUCCCAGAUCCUAGUCCAGCACUCUGACCAGUGCACCACACUGACUCUCAAUGGUCCACCUUCAGGGUUGGAGACAAGGUGCCUCAGAACACCAGAUGUUGGUAAUUGUAAAUUGAGAGAUUGCUACUGUGGUCAUAUCCUGCGUGUUGACAUCCCAUAUGCUUCUGACUGGCCACUGUAAGAACAGAUUUCUAGAUUAGAUGGGUUUUUGUCUCUAUCCAGCGGGGCCAUUUUUAUGUUCUGAAACUAUAGGUGGCCUUCAGGGAGUCUAAAGGGUUUCUAUAUUGAGGUCCUUGCAUGCCUUCCCCCUCUCCAACAGGGAUAGCCAAUGCCAUGCUUCCCAGAUGUGGUUAGGUUAGAACUCUUAGCAAACGUGACCCACAGGUCAACUAUGGGAUGGAAAGAGCCUGCAGGUAAUCUAGUUUUAACCAUCACCCACAGUUCCAAUAGAAGCAAGGUUCACAGUGCAAUCCUAGACAUGUCUACUAGAAGGAAGCCCCAAUGGGACUUGCUCCUAGAUAAGAGUGCAUAGGAUUUGAGCCUUGGAUGGUACCCUAAAAGAGAGAGCCCAUAAUCAAGUGAGAAAUGAAACAAAGCGGCAUAGAUUUGGGUAAGGGAACAAAGUUUCCACAGAUGUACACAUUGCAGGGGGUUUGUGUGCGACUUUUUACAAUAUUGAUGUACCCAGGGCCUUAAACUGCAACUGGUUUUGUGAUGAUGGGAUUCUGCAUAAAUGUUGAUGCCUCCCUCUCAUCAUUGAAAGUGAGGGUGUUAAAAUACUAUAUGCCCUUUCCUGUGACUAAGCCCUAUUGAACACAGUGGGGCCACUGAAUCAACAUGCAUAGGACUGCAAUGCACGGUUGCAGUCCCUCUGCACAGUUUGUUAGUUACCUGUGCGGAUAAUCCUGCAGGUCUUGCUUCUGCAGUGUUCCCUGUACACUAAUGCUGCCCACUGCAACAUUUAGCACUGACCUUUUUCUGUUGAGUGUCAGAAGUUGAGAGCUGGUGACUUGCCUGCUUUUCUGGAGGCCAGAUCCAUUCUCUAAAGAAAAAUAUGUACUGUAGUACUUGAUGCACAGUGCUCCAAGUGGGAGAACUUCCAGUGCUUCAGUCCUAUACAUGGCAAUUUCUGCUGGUUAGUCCUCUGCCUUCGGUCAGCCUACUAUGCUUAAGGGGUCUGAGGACCUCUGCAGCUUUGAUCUCCUGCAUAUUACCCAGCCAUUGUACAACUACAGUACUAGCACUGUGUGUUGCUAUAUUCUUCUCUGCCUGCACAAGAAUACUCUACAGGGAGGCAGAGGGAGGUGAGUACUUUUCAGACAAUAGCUGUUCAUUAUUUAUAGUUCCACGUUGACAAAGCUGUAAAUAGAUUGGGGCUGAGUUUGCUCAAAAGUCAAACCCAGUGUAUACAAACCUGAUUUGGUUACAUUCAUAAGGCCGGAAAAUGUAUCCCAACACUAGAGGGAAAGCUUAUUCAUUUGUUUCCCUGUCAAAUCCUUAUUACGGUUUGUUUAGCAUUACACUCUGGUGCGGACAAGGAAGCCGGGAACAUAAAGAUAAAAAAAUAUUCUGCAAUCCAGUGUCCCAUACAUUCCAAUUGUAUUCAGUACCAACCUGCAUAUUUUGUAGGGAUAAAAUCUCUUGCAGAUGAUAGUAUUUUAUUUUUGAAGAUAUAGUAAUGCACACUCUCUGUCUCUCUCUCUCAAGCAGAGAAAAGAAGAGAACAUUGAAAUUCUUGAAUCCAUUCACUCCCUCUUUUAUGCAAUAUUGCUUGGUUCUUUUUGAUACUAACAAGCAUCCUAGGAAGUCUUAUUGCAACACUGCAUCAUUGGUUGCCCAAUGGCUGGCUUCCUGGACUGUUGUUACAGAAGUGAACAGUGGAUGUGCGAAGGGCAGGGGAGGUCAGCACUGAGCUUCUGUGGAAAGAGGUUAAAAUUUCUCUAACAUCGUCCGCAUAAGUGGUUUUCAUAUUGUCUGAUGAAGUUGUUAAAAGAAAGCUAAGAGUGUGGGGGUUCUUCCUUUAAAAGCUUUCGACCUCCGCACAUCCCACAAAGUUAAAUUGGGCAGAGCUGGUUGAUUCAUACAUGUGUGUGUGUGUGUGCAGCACACAAUUGACUUGCAUGGGCAAAUGAGCCAUUGCAGAUAUGAAAACGUGUCGCUGUGGUAUCUCCAGCACAAAUGUUUGUGCACAUGUGAGCCAGGCCUUACUCCCUGAUGAGUGUGCAAAAACUUGAAAAUGGGAAAACUCUUUAUCUCCUGACUGUCAUCGACUGGGGUUGAGCCAGCUAUGUCCUGGGAUAACUGUUGUGUGCUUAAAUAGCUUCAAAAACUAAAGUAUUCUGAGAAGUAUUUCUGCAUGUCACGCAGAGGAUAGACUAGCUGCUAGAAUGCUGUGCUUCUUGCUGUCCUGCAUCAAGCAGGAUAUUAGACUAGAUGGCUGAUAAGCUUCACCCUCAAACUCUACGGCAGCCACUGGGGGACAGCAAUGAUCUUAUGAUAAAGAUAAACAGAAGCUUUCCCAUUCCAUAUCAUUUUAGGAAGAUAGGAAGGUACCUCUCUUACAGAGCAUGAUCCCUGGUCUGUGUAUCUCAUUGUUGUCUACUGGGACAGCCACAGCUCCCCAGGUUUUCAGAUGGCUAUCGCCUUGCUGUACCAGCUGGAGAUUGCCAUCUGCAUGCACAGCAGAUGUUCUGAGCUACAUCCCUCAGGUGGCCUUGAAACAGAAAGCAUGCAUGCUGUGAGUUAUUGAACUGUUGCAGCUUUGUAGUGGUCUAGUACUUUCCUCCCUCUGAGUAGAGAGAUCUGUAUGGUUGCAUGAGGUUGCUGCAGUAUCACACGCUGGCAUAUUGAGAUGCCCGUCACUUUUCCAAUAGAGAGUGGUUGGGUUUGCUGUAUGUUAGGCUGUUCUCCAGCUAGGUUCCAAGGGUUUCAGCUUUCAGCCUUAGGAAUCUUCUGAUGGAACGUCUAAGUAAUUGCUGGAAAGAACGUUUGUGUAAAUGUGGUGAGGAUCAGAAGUGUGUAUUGUGUGUUUCAUGCAUGCUGUCUUACACGGUGAUGUGGAUCACAGUCUGCUGGCAUUUUGAACAAGUGGGACCUGCCUCAAUGAGCUGUGCCAAACUCCCCCCCUUUUAAUUUUAAGUUUUCAAAUGUACAUUUCCACCAUUGAAUAUCCACAACAACAAUAAUACAUUCACUGACUUCCUUCCUUUCCCCUCCCAUGGUUCUUUCAAUUUCCCCAUAAUCUCUGCUCAUUCUGAUAAAACCAUUAACAGUAGUUUAGUUUCCUCCCUUAAGUGGAAUGACUUUCGCUUGCACAACGGGACUUUGCCCCUCUCUUCCUCCUGCUCAUUCCCUGCAAUGUCCCCAGAUGUGCUCCAGAGGGUUGGGGGAACCAUCAGAACAAAUUUAUCAGGUUUAUGGGAGGAGGAGAGGGGGCAUGUCCCAUUACAUAAGAGGAAGUCAUUCUUCUUUUGCAAGAAGUUACUUGACUCUACGUUGGAUGUAACCUGUGAUGUAUUGUGAAAUGCUUCUGUUCAGGGUUCCCUUCCUUCCAUUAUGGUCCCUCUUCUACACAGUUUUAUCUCAUUGUGUACACAAGUCAAUCAGCAUUCCAUGCCCACUGAGCAUGGCUCAGUCCUCAUUUUGCUGGUUGUUUUUUUUGGGGGGGGGGUUCUACCUCUGAAGGCUGUUCUAUGAAAGACUGUACUUCUGCAAACCCAAGUCUGCUCAUACCUCUCCUCAUGUGUGAACAGUACCAUUUUGGCUACGUAACAAUGGGACAAGGACAAUCGAGAUUGCUAUAUUCAAAUGGGACCCUACAAAAAAAAUAUUGAUAUGGUGGAGAGUUCCAGACUUUUUACCCCCACCUCAACAGCAUUCCAUGUCCACUGAGCAUGCUCAGUUGUCUCUGGCCUUUUUUGUGGGGCUAGCCCUUCAUUUUUAUUUUUUGAGGGUAGGGUAUGGACACAUGGGGCCCCCAUCCCAACUGCAUUAUAAUAUUGGAUUUCUGUCUUGAUUUCUAUGGGUGGCUCUCACUUCCAUACCUGAGGACAUUUUUAAAACUAGCUCAGCUCUAGGAAGUAACCCAUCCAGACAAUUAAGUGGUUCUAAUGUUAUAUAUCUGUGUCUUUUCUUCCAUCUUUCUCAGUCACUCCAUUCCACAACCACUCAACUUUAUCAAUCAGCAUCUCAUGCCCAUUUAGUCUUCAUUGGGUUUAUCCCAUAAAUAUUUUUGUACCUCUACAAAACAUGGGGUUGCCUCCAUGUCUGCCUCUUCUCCCUCUUCUGUGUGGGUGGCGCAGAUUUGGCAACAUUGGUUUCAGCGUGCUAAGUCUUGAAUUGGAAUUGGAAGGAAUAUUGGGUGCCCAUUGCAUAUUGUACUGUUUAAAUGCAGAGAAGGGAAUACUUUCGUAGGGUGCCAUGCUUGACCUUCUUUGUAGUCAUUUUGGGAUUAUAGAACAAAAUCAUUGCUUACAGAGAGCCAUGCAUUCAGGAGAGUUCCCCUGAAAGUCACUCAUCACAUGGUGAAAAAUACAAUGGAAAUGUGCCACAGGUCUGCCAAGCAAGCACCCCUUUGACUCCUGUCUUUGUCAUGGAACAGAUUUGCAGGGUGAUUCCCACAACUGACUUAUUUGGUCCUGUGGCAUAUGGCUAGAAUGAGACUAUUACUUAAAGCACAGGACUCCCCUCAAGAAAUCCUGGGAAUUGGUAAGGGUGCUCGGAACUGUGGUUUGGUGAGUUCCCACGAUUCUUGGGGGGAAGUCGUAUGUUUUAAAUGUAUGGUGUGGAACAGCCUGCAGUUCUAUCCCCACUUACUUAGGAGUUUGUGCUAUCGUACCCAACAUUGCUUACUUUUUGAAAACACAUGAGAGGGGAGGGUUGUUCACAAUUUUGCUUGUCCCACCACUUCCCCCUGGAAAAGAAUGGAAUAGGAAACUGCUCUUUCCUGCUGAAUUGGAGAAAACAGCAGAAAGGUUUUCUGUGGCUUGAUGCUUGCUCCGAUUCUGUGCUAAAGAAGAAGCUUUUCAGAGGGAAGCAACAGGGCAAAUGGAAAGCUGCUCAGCCCCGUACUUUCUAGGAAUGGGAGUACACAAAACUGGAUGGGUCAAACUAGACAUUACUUUGUGUGUGAUUACCACCCACACCUAGGUGGUUGUUUCUAAAAUUAUAAUACUAGGAGUGGGGAGCAGGGAAUGGCAAUUUUCACUAGAACCACAAGGUAAAGGAAGUGAAGGCGUAACCCUUCUCUUCCAAGCUGCAGCCCUGACAAAUAAUUGCCACCCAUGUUGUAAUUAGCCUUAGGGGAGAAAGUGAAGGGAUCCCUAUGGCAAAUCGUAGCAUCUGGGGCAAACUUGGUCAAGGCCAUGGCAGGGGAGGGAAGAGUUAAUCCUCAGUUAAAAAUGCCUCCCAUAUAUUGAAGAACAUAAGAGCCCAACUGGAUGAGGCAAAACAUCCAUUUAAUCUAGCAUGCUAUACCCAUAGUGAGUGCAACAACAUUCUCUCUUAAAAUCCCCUGCAUGUGAUAUUCAGAGGCUACCACAGAGAAAUGACCCAGAAUCACCCGAGGGGCCAAGUUUGGAGAUUUUCUUGACGAACUAGUUUGGAUCGGGGUUGGUGGUGAUGGUCUGCGCCUACAGAUCUGUACACAGAAUCUGGCGACCAACCGGGUCGUCUUUUGAUCUUUGCCUAACAGGAGAAGAUCGGAUUUUUGCUUUUCCGGAAGGUUAGCGAGCCUCACCAGCAGGGGAUCAAUGGUCUCAUAAAAGGGACAUCUAAAAAAUAAGUGCUCUGGGCUUCCUAUCUCUCCCAAUGAACAGGUGCAAAUUCUCUGAGCAUAUGGGACUUUUUUUAAAGGAUCCUUCCAGGACUGGUGAGGGCAAAGCCGAGCUUCUGACGAGAGUAAAAGCCCUUCUUGCAUUUUUGGAUACUAGAAAGAAGAGAGAUGCUGCCGGUGCGGCUGUAUAUCUCGAUUUCUCCAGUUUUAUAGUCGGGGCACCUUGAGCAAUUCUGUUGUGUUUCGGUGUCUAUGAUUCUUUGCCUAACCUUAGCUUUUGCUUGGCUCAACCCCAAACUUAGAAGGGCUUGAGGGGCAAAACCCAGUUUCUGAAGGGUGUUCAGGACUGCUGUCUGCCAGCCUGACUGGAACUGGUCACAGAGGAUCAGUGGGGCUAUUCCUCGGGGGAGCAGAUUCAAUGACAGCCAUUUGUAGAUUGAUGGUAGGCAGAUAUAAGCCUCCACUCUCAUCAUCUCUGUUUUUAGUCUGACCCAUGCAUUUGAAAUGCAUCUGAGGACUUGUAGGAGAGCUCUAAGAAGUUUGGAUUGAAGUCUCUCAAGGGGGGAGAAAGCAGAGGAAGGUGGGCCCAGAAAUGAUCCAUAGAGGAGCUGUGCCAAUGUUUUGGCUUUGUAUAAUUUUAGGGCUGUGGGGGACGAAGAAGCCCCCUUGGGCUCUGAAGAAUUUAAGAAUACAGUUUGUGUUUUUUCCACAGAGCUCCUGAUGGAGUUUAUGUGAAGUUUGUUGGCUCCUGAAGCCUGUACCACCAUUCCUAGGUACUUAUAAUUUGUAACUUGUUCUAAUUUAUGUCCUUGAAGUUCCCAGCUUCUAAGCUUUGGUUUUUUCCCCUGAAAGCGAGUAUCUUACUUUUUUGAUAAUUAAUUAUGAGACAUUCAAUUUCACAAUAUGCUGCGAGCUUUCUUAAUGCUCUUUUGCGUCCAAUAGGGGUUUGAGAUAGGAUUACCGCGUCAUAGGCAUAUAAGAGAACCGAAAUAUGCCAAUUUGCAAGUUUCGGGGUGUGUGGAAUUCUAAGUCAUUGAGUGCAGAUACUAAGUUAUUUGAAUAAAAAUUGAAUAGUAGAGGGGCCAAAAGGCAACCUUGCCUGACUCCCUUGAAGGUUUUAAGGGGGUCUGUUAGGUGUCCUAGGCGGGUACACCUGACUCUGAGAGCCGUGUUUGCGUGCAGAGCCAGAAUUAAGAACAGAAGCCUUCUAUUUAUAGUAGUACCAUGUAGUCUGUCCCAGAGUCUGGUUCUGGAGACUCUAUCGAAGGCUGCUUUUAGAUCUACGAAGGUGGCGUGUAGCGAGGCCUGCCGUCCUGAUUUGAAUUUGUCAAUGAGAUGUUGAAGCGUUAGACAGUGGUCUAUCAUGGACCUGCCAGGUCUAAAGCCAGCUUGUUUUAUUUCCAGGAUGUCUUCAUUCUCUAGCCAGUCUGUAAACUUAUUAAGAAGGUGCUUUGUACAUAGUGUACUAAUCACGCUUAGUAAGCUGGUCGGCCUAUAAUUCGCUGGGUCACUUCUGUUGCUCUUUUUAUAGAAUGGGACUACUAUGGCUGUUCCCCAUUCCCCUGGGAUGGGGCCAGUGUCGUCUAUGUAAGUAAAGAGGCUGGCUAAGAAUGGUGCCCACCAAUCUGACAUUUUCUGGCAUACCCACCAAUUUCUGGCAUAAUUCCAUCUGGGCCUGGGGCUUUGGCCGUUUUCAGUUGGUUUACAUAUGAUUUCACUUCAGUUAUUGAAACUGGCAGCCAUUUCGCCAGUUGUUCUAUACAGUAUUAUAGUUCCGUAACGGGGGGUUCAACGUCCUCGUACAGGGAUUGGACGAGUGGUUAGGGGGAAUUUGUGAGGUUAAAGGGGAAAUAGCCUUUUGGGUGCCAGAAGCUACCAAUUUCCAGAAUAGUGUCUAAAAUUUUGUGGCUCAGAAUCUUGUGGAUUCUGCUGCCUCCUGGGCUGUUGGUUUUUAGAGCCUAACAAGCCAAAAGCACUUUCACAAGUCGCAAAAUCAGUGCAAAGCUGUUUCUUUCUUGCUAAUUAAGGAGCUGCUCUGAGCUGACUCUUGACUAUGGUGAUCCAGUCUUAUUCAAAGAUCUGUUAAGCUAACAGGGUUGUGUAGCUUAAUAGGGUAAGUGGCCCUCUUAAGCAGCUCAUUUUCUCUCUGUCUGCGCUGCCUCAAGAUCAAAUGAGUUAGCCCUGUGUUUUAUUUAUUUAACUGUGUUUAUAUGCUGCUUAAUAAUAAUAAAUCUUGAAGUUGAAAACAAAUAAAAUCACAUGUUCAUGGAGGCUAGCUUAAACACAUUUGUUCUUAGCAGGCAUCAGAAACCCUAUCCUUAAAAAAACAAAAAUCAAUUUAUGAAAGGUUUUCAACCUAAUACUGUAUACCAUAAAAUUCAAACUAAACUAAAAAGAAAAAUAAUAAACAGUAUAUUAAACAGAAAAAACUAGAGAGAAAGAAAAGUUCAAUACAUUAAUAAUAACCUUCAUAUGAUAAAACACAAAAUUAUCAUAACCUUCAUAUCAUAAAACACAAAAUUAUAAAUAUAUCUAUGUAGCCCUCAGUCACUAUUUUACCUUCACAAAUUCAGAGUUGAAUUCUUCCACUCCCCACCCAAUAAAGUUUUGCCUUCCUCAGUCUCCCACCCUGAGAAAAAACCUGCCUCUCAUAUAAGCGCCAUCCUCUUCUCUCUGUCAGCUCCCUGUAUCUUUGUUUAUCACAAAGAUAAAUUUUUACAUGAGAAACUCUUAUCCUUCAGGAUUCCUAUCUUUUUUUUUUUUUUAAAAAAAAAAUCAGCCUUUGGAGGAAAAAUGUGAAAUGGGCAAUGGAUAACUUUUGGCAAAAUGCUGAAAGAAAGAAAACAAUAUUGAUGUUUUGCUGUCCUUUAGCAUACCUGAAGGAGCAUCUCCAUCCCCAUUGUCCAGCCCAGACAAUGAGGUCCUCCUCUGAGGGCCUUCUAGCAGUUCCCUCACAAGAAGUGAGGUUACAGGGAACCAGGCAGAGGGCCUUCUCGGUAGUGGCGCCCGCUCUGUGGAACGCCCUCCAAUCAGAUGUCAAGGAAAUAAACAACUAUCUGACUUUUAGAAGACAUCUGAAGGCAGCCCUGUUUAAGGAAGUUUUUAAUGUUUGAUGUUUUAUCGUGUUUUAAAUAUUCUGUGGGGAGCUGCUCAGAGUGGCUGGGGAAACCCAGCCAGAUGGGUGGGGUAUAAAAAAAUAAAAUAUAUAUAUAUAUUUGAAAAUUAAAGUGAGAGUGGGGGCAGAUAUGAGAUAGUUUCAGUGUUCGGUUGGUACAAAAUCAUGGUAUGUAAGUUGCCGGGGGCGGGGGCAGAAUCAGAAGAAUGUGUAAAAUAGGCCAUGUAAAUACAAGAGCAUCUGUUUAGUAAAUGGGUAAAAUCACUCAGUUCACAUAUGAUGUCAUCUAUUAUGGUGCUACUCAAAGUGGUGGUUCAUGGACUGGUGCCAUUCUGUGGGCCAUUAACACGUGCUAAGAAGCCAUCACAAAUCCAUACCCAAGGCAGAGUUUUCACCCACCCUGAAACACAUUCCUUUUCAAGGGGGGGGGGUCAAUUCACACGUUCAAAAUGCAAGUCAUGUGUCUUCAAGCGGUGGCCAUGCAUGUGUGGAUUGGUGUCAGGGUUUUUGAAGUGGCAUGCAGAGAAACCUCCCCUAUUCCUGUAAAUCGGCGUUUCCCAAACUUGGGUCCUCAACUGUUUUUGGACUACAAUUCCCAUCAUCCCUGACCGCUGGUCCUGCUAGCUAGGGAUGAUGGAAGUUGUAGUCCAAAAACAGCUGGAGACCCAAGUUUGGGGAAGCCUGUUAAAUGGCAGGGCAGCUAAAAGCACACAUAUGCUCCCCUCUGUUAAUCUGCAUGAGAGGCCCUCUUAAGGCAGGGGUGCUCUCCAGAAUAUGUAUUUAAAAUGCCAAUAGAUCCAGCUCGAAAUGUUUUCUAGGUGGUCACCACACUUGGAGUCUAAAAAUAAUGUUCAACACCAGAUUAGCUCACACCCUUGAUUUCCUCCCCCUCCCUCCUUCUGGUAUAUGUUUGGGAGAAUCAUAGCUUAUUUGUUUUAAACUGGUCUCUGCUUGUUUUGCGAAGUGUUUGGGAAUUUUCAUAUACCAUACAUUGCAGAUAUGGGUUGAUGCAUGGGAGACCCUCUUUUUAAAGGAAGAGUUGAACUUGAGACUCUUGCAGGGUGGGGUGGGGGUGGAGUUCUGUUCCUUUAACAGCUGUUUGACCAAGCAGAAAUUCAACCAGCUGAAGAGCUUGCUUAACGCUGCAUCUCCAUGCCAACAAAACGUUGAUUUCUGCCUGCUGUGUACCAAUUAUUAUUUUUAAUUGUAAAAAAGUCAGCCCCUGUUGGAGGAAGUAAUCUAAAUAUACCCCCCUUGUCUUAUCAAUCUAUUAUUGUCUCCUUGCCCCUUCUAGUUAGUACAGUACUAGGAAAUAAUGCACAUGUUAUUUGAAGAGAGACCACCCAAAGGCGAAUGAUCACCCAUAGCCAAAUUUCCAGAAUAGCAUUUUGGGGGGGGGUUUCCUUCCAAUAAUGCACCAUUUACUGAUGUCUUCGGUCAAGCUUAGAAGAACAUUAUGAGAAUGGUCCAUCUUGAAAUUGAUAAUUAUUGGUUUGGAAAUGGUAGAUAAGAGAUUAGGGCUGCAAGCACUAUUGCCGACAGCUUCUACUGCACUUCCAAUUAUGCUUUGUAGCCCUUGAUACCAAUCCAGCUACAGCUAGUCGUGACAGAGGCCAUGUUCCCAUUAGCAGAUUGAAAUGCUGUGAGGUCGUUUCCUCCCACUGUGUUUUCAAGUUGCUUUCUUCCAUUGCUGUUCACUGGAACAUCGAAAGUACUAUAUUUACUUGGAUGGGGGCAAUUUGUUCUCUUCUAGCUGUUUAUUUUAAAAUUGUAGAACAACAACAACAACAACAACAACAACAACAACAACAAUUUUAUUAUUUGUAUGCCGCCUAUCUGGCUUGGUUUCCCCAGCCACUCUGUGUGGCUCCCCACAGAAUAUUUAAAACAUGAUAAAACAUCAAACAUUAAAAACUUCCUUGAACAGGGAUGCCUUCAGAUGUCUUCUAAAAGUCAGAUGGUUGUUGAUUUCCUUGACAUCUGAUGGGAGGGCGUUCCACAGAGCGGGCGCCACUACCGAGAAGGCCCUCUGCCUGGUUCCCUGUAGCUUCACUUCUUGCUGUGAGGGAACCGCCAGAAGCCCCUCGGAGCCGGACCUCAUUGUCUGGGCUGAAUGAUGGGGGUGGAGACGCUUCUUCAGGUAUACAGGGCUGAAGCCAUUUAGGGCUUGAAAGGCCUACACCAACACUUUGAAAUGUGCUUGGAAAAAUACUGGGAGACAGUGUGAAGAGUAUGUGACACUCUUCACAGAAACGGCUCCAAGUAGCUAACAAAGUCAUAAAAGGUAAAGGUAAAGGGACCCCUGACCAUUAGGUCCAGUCGUGACCGACUCUGGGGUUGCGCGCUCAUCUCGCAUUAUUGGCCGAGGGAGCCGGCGUAUGUGGUCCAGGUCAUGUGGCCAGCAUGACAAAGCCGCUUCUGGCAAACCAGAGCAGCACAUGGAAACGCUGUUUACCUUCCCGCUGUAGCGGUUCCUAUUUAUCUACUUGCAUUUUGACGUGCUUUCAAACUGCUAGGUUGGCAGGAACAAAGUCAUAAUAUAUAUAUAUAUUUAAAAACUCAGAACAAAAUAAGAUAUUCUUACAAGCAGAUAUCAACCACACAAAGCUCUGCUUGCAUGCAGCAAUGGGCUGCAGUGCACCCACCUUCCAGUAGACAAGUGUGUACUUCUUGGAGUUUUGAAUGUAUCUGCUGCUUUUGAGUGCUUUUAAUUAUCUUAUGUGUAAAUCACAUUGAGGUGGCUGUCUAGCAGGUGAUUCAUAAAUGGAUGGUGAUGAUCCCCCCCCCACUAUCCAGGACCAAGGAAGGCACACAUGGAAGACCAGUCAAACUAUCAGCAAUGGUGCUGAUUUGCAGGAGAAGGCUGCUGUAUUCCUCUCCCCUCCUUCUGCUCACAUUUGGUGGGUAGAUACUGGGCUCUCUUGGGGAUGUAGUUUUCUUGCGAUGGGGCUUCAGCCGCUAUGGAUCCAUGCAGGUUGUGGUAGCCUGUUUCUGCAUGAUAAGCAGGCAGGGCAUCAUCUGUGGAAACAGAGAGGUCAUUUCUGCUUCUCAUUCUGCAGAUGGGAAGCUGCAUUGAGUUAAUGACUUGCCUGUGGCCAGAACCAAGAAUCUGACUGCCUAUAAACAAAAGCACAAGACUUCCAGUGCGUUAGCGCUAAAGCCAUCUGGAGGAGCAAUAUGCCAUUGUUUAAAAUAUUAAGACCACAAUCUGCAAAGGUGUAAAAAUGAUGGAAUAGAAGAUAAUUGAUCCAGAUGCAUGCCCAGCCAGAAAUGCUUUCUUUUGCUUAUGACAGCUCAGGUGUGAGCAUUUCUCCCUUCCUGUAGUUCAAUAAGGUAAAGGUAAAGGACCCCAUGUCCUGUCAAAGGCGACUAUGGGGUUGCAACACUAAUCUCGCUUUCAGGAUGAGGGAGCCGGCGUUUCUCCACAGACAGCUUUCUGGGUCAUGUGGCCAGCAUGACUAAACUGCUUCUGGCACAACUGGACACCAUGAUGGAAACCAGAGCACACAGAAAUGCUGUUUACCUUCCCACUGGAGCUGUACCUAUUUAUCUACUUGCACUGGCAUGCUUUCAAACUGCUAGGUAGGCAGGAGCUGGGACAGAGCAAGAGGAGCCCACCCCGUCACAGGGAUUCGGGCGACCUUCUGAUCGGCAAGCCCUAGGCUCAGUGGUUUAGACCACAGCACCACCCGGGUUCCUGUUUGAAUAAACCCCACCUGACAUGAUCUAUACACUGGAGAUACAUGGAGAUGGGAGGAGGAAGUCCAGUUUUGAUUGGAAAAGCAGAUUGAGAAACAGGGUGAAGGGAAAGGAUUAGAUGGCAAGGAGGUAAGUAACUAUGCAACUUUUAGAAGACAUCUGAAGACAGCCCUGUAUAGAGGAAGUUCUUAAUGUUUAUGUUUUUAUAUUUGCUGGAAGCCGUCUGGAGUGGCUUGUGUAACCCAGUCAGAUGUGCAGGGUACAAAUGAUAAAAAAUAGCAACAAUUUAAAUGCCCCCCAGUUCUGUUUUAAAGAGGGUGGGGUGCUUUAAAGUGGGGAAAGAGGGAGUCAGGUGACCCAAUCACACAGAUUCCCUACAUUUGUUAUGUGGCUCGGCCCCAAGAGAGGGAAUUAAACUUCAUGCCUUUGAAUAAGAGCUUUUAUGGUUUGAAGCAUGUCAGGACAAACAUUGGAUUUAAGACCUUUGCACCUCUGUGGUUUGAUGCCAGAGGAUUUCCCAGAGUGUGUGGCAAGAAAAAAAAAAGAAAAAACUUCUCUGACCCAUGUCUAGAAAUCCUGAGACAACCACAA
Zootoca vivipara (common lizard) is the source of this 16152-nucleotide messenger RNA. It is a transcript of the gene LRATD1, whose product is annotated as LRAT domain containing 1. NCBI's taxonomy places the organism in Eukaryota, Metazoa, Chordata, Lepidosauria, Squamata, Lacertidae. The record is from RefSeq and is a predicted model, not a curated record. Gene Ontology annotation, biological process: cell morphogenesis; cell motility.